Molecule: messenger RNA, 2278 nt
Organism: Pangasianodon hypophthalmus (striped catfish)
Lineage: Eukaryota; Metazoa; Chordata; Actinopteri; Siluriformes; Pangasiidae
Gene: fabp10b
Product: fatty acid binding protein 10b, liver basic
Exons: 4
Coding region: 145-531 (128 amino acids)
Biological process (GO): fatty acid transport
Cellular component (GO): cytosol; nucleus
Molecular function (GO): fatty acid binding
Source: RefSeq, a predicted model, not a curated record
CCUGAUGAAAACCAUCACCAUCCCCAAAGGGUGUGAUUAAGACUGCUGUGAACAAACAAAACUGUGUGUGUGUUGAGAGGAGCGUGUGAGUUGAGCAGAGUGUGUGUGUUGAGCAGGACGUGUGUGGUGAGGUUCUCUCCUGUCAUGGCUGUGGAUUUUAGCGGAACGUGGCAGAUGUACGAGCAGGGAGACCCUGAGGAGUUCCUCGAAGCUGUGUCUGUACCACACCUAAUUGGAAAGAUAAUGAGGGAAGUGAAGCCCUUAAUGAUUAUAAAACAAACUGGUGAUGACUUUGUGAUCUCGAUUAAAACGCCCCUGCGCACAAACACCAACUCGUUCACCAUCGGCAAAGAGAGCGAAUUCACCACCAUGGACGGAGUGAAGACCCGGGCUACAGCACAAAGGGUUGAUGGGAAAAUUAUCAUAGAUACAGAAAAAGUCACACACAUGCGUGAGAUCCAGGGAGAGGAAAUGGUUGAGACUCUCAGAGCUGGCUCUGCAACCCUGGUCAGAAGAUACAGGAGGACUUGAAGCACACAUAGGCUGAAAUAAUAAAUAAUAAAAAUAAUAAUAAUUAAACAUUAAAAUAUGUUUUAUUUUAAAAAGCAGUUUUGUGUAAUAAUAAAAUUUAAAGUAGCUGUGUGUACUUAUAAUUUCACUUGCUUGUGUACUAUAAAUGUUAAACAUAGCUCCCUGGGAACAAAUAAAUAAUAACAAUAAUAAUAAUAAUAAUAAUAAUAAUAAUAAUAAAACAAUUAUUUAACAAUUAUUUAAAAUAAUUGAUUCCUAAUAAAGUUAUUCAGAUGUGAUGUAGCAGUGAACUGAGCACUGAUUGAUUGUGUGUGUGUGUGUGUGUUUUAAGCAGAGGUUUAAUUAGGGUUAGUGUGAAAUGUGACAUAUCGAUUUUAGGUAUUGAUGAGCGAGUGUGUAAUGAGAGAAAGAGACUCGCGUCUGUCACUUUUACUGCUAAACUGAUGAAAAGUUCCUCAGCACACAGUCCUGCUGUACGACUGACAGAACAGGUACGUGGCCUUCUCACUGCUUUCUUUGCUCAGCCGUGCUGUGGAUGAUUUAUAUCAGCAGUCAUUUUAAACACUUUCAUGGUAAAAUCCUGUAAAAUUAAACUUUUCAUAAACAUAAACUUCAAUGGACUAGAAAUGGACCAGAGUUAGACUUAAUAAACAAUUUUUUGUUAAAGUCAUUUAUUUUAAAGUACCUGCUCUACACAAAUAAUAAGCAUUAAACAAGCAGUUUAGCUUCUUAUCUCUCAGCACAUGGACGUUUAUUACGUCAAACUGAGGAUUGCUGAUAAAACAACAUGUGAUUAGCAGGUUAACUAAUAUAUACAUAAUAUAUACAACAUAUAACAAGCUAUAAAAAUGUGUUUAGCAUGUUUGCCAUUAACUAGCUAUAUAAUAUAAACAAGCUGUAAAAGAUAGGUAAGAAUGGCUAAAAACUGAAUCAAAUAAAAUGAAUGUAGAAAUGAUUAGCAUGCUAACUAUAAGCUAACUGAUAUAAAUCAUCUGUAAAACCAAUCAAAUUUGAUUAGCUUGUUAGGGUUAAGGAUUUAGCUAGCCAAUUAUUUCGUUUUUAUUUAGUGAGUGGUAGCGUGACCUUGUGACAUCCUGCUGUGUGUGUGCAUGUGUAAUAUUGAUCUGGUGCUGUCAAUGCUAAUCUAAUGAAAGCACACACACAAUGUGUCAUGUAUAUAUAUAGUGUAUUUACACAGCCUUGUCCUGAAUGCAGCGCUGAUAAAGCAUUAAAGUCUCCACAAUAACACAUAGUUAAUCACUGUGUGCUGUACUACAGAUCUGCACACGCUUUACUGCACUUAUUAUUAAUAAGGAAUUCAUGUGUUAUUUAUUGUCCAUCUGUCUGUGUGUCCAGGAUUCCCGUCAGCGCGAUAUCUCAAAAGUGAGUGGCUGAAUGUGUGUCAGAUUUAUAUGAUUAUCAUUUUAACCAGCAAAUGAACUGAUUAGAUGUUGGAAUUGAUUCAAACAGGGUCAAGGACACAGCAAGGUCAAAUGUCUGAAAUAGUUUUUCUUUAUCGCUUCCUCCGUGUUUGAAGUAUAUUUUAAGGAUAUUUAAUGAAAAUUACAAAUUAGAGGAAUUAGACGUGUUGGUGGCGGAGGCAUCUCCGUCCACGCUGAUGGUGUCGAGUUCUACUUGUUUAUUUAUUUUUUUAAUGUAUACAUGCUGUCUACACACACAUAUACACACACUGUAUAAUUGUAAAACAGGAACUAGUGAAACAUUACACACACUGCUUUCUGGAGUG